AUGUGGCGCGCGUGGGUGGGGCUCCCUUUGGUCCUCCCGCUCGCUGAAGCAGCUGCACAAAGCACCGUCGAGCUCACCGCUCAAUACUCCAGCUCAACCUGCGUUGACCCACCGACCUUCGUAACGAUUAAAGAGUCUCCGAGUUGCAUCGCGAGCAAGUGCUGUAAUGGCGUAAAGACGGCGACAAUUUGCUCAUCCGAAGACAAAUAUCACUCCGCCGUGAACAACCUCUUCGGCAGCACACGCUUUAUCAUCCGAGAAUCGUACGACGACGCAAACUGCACCGUGCUUCAAAGUGCGAACGCGCUCAGGCUGGACGAUCAGUGCGUGCAGGAUGGAGUCACGCAGAUGUUCGUUCGAAGUCAACUGGCCAGCGACGGAUCAAUUUCCGUGCAGUAUUUCACGGACGCUUCCUGUUCGCAAGACCGUUUGCACCACGCUGAGUUUGUAUCGAAAGAGAUCACGGAGGACCGUACCUGUGAUUCCAACGCGUUGAGAUGGUACGUUUCAAAGCGCGUCAGGCGCUCGCUCGCUCAGACGGCGUCUUCUACCGACGAAGAGGGGGACGAUGACGACACCGGCACUGAAGAGACCGACGCUACGAGCCCUCCCGUGACGGAAAGUGCAGAUGGCGAUGCUAACACCAACUCGGCCACGGACGAUGAAGACCCAAACGCGGGUACAGAUACCAGCAAAAGUGCGGACAGCAGUCCUGAUGAAGAUGAAGCAGGCACGUCGAAGUCCAGUGACAAGGGCUCGAACACUGCAGAACCCACGCCGAUAGCCACCGAGGCACCGAUGACCGAGGCUCCUACCACCGAGCCGCCGACUACUGCACCAACGACGACCCCUCCCACUACAACAGAACCUCCUGCCACAACGAGCGCUCCAGAUCCGACCGAAGCCGCUGUAACUACGGCCACGCCUAAGGUGAAGAAAGUCUCAAGUACCGCUGGUGAGGCUGAUGCAUCCACUACUUCCACUGCAGCCAGUACGCCCUCAAGCAAGACGGAAACCACCGACGAGGCCACGGAAGACUCGGUCAAAGGUGCAAGCGCAAGUGGCAGCAAGGCUGCAGCUACCUCCACCGAAAGCUCUAAUGGCACCACGCUUACUCUGAUAGGGAUUGCAGCAGGGUGUGUUGCUCUUGCCAUCAUCAUCUUGGCGCUGAUUGUUCGACGACUACGAGCCGAACACAAGAGUUUUCACAAUGCCACCCCUGCGCCAGCUACUACCCGCCGAGAUGUGAGAGAUCCCUACGCCAUGCAGACCUCACCCUUCCAGCCUCAACGAUGCACUCAGCGUCGAUACACCACGCUGGCCCAGAAGCCAUAUCUCCUGCAAGAACCUACCGAUGACCAACCUGGACAACGACCGACACAGUCCCAGGCCAUUCAGGAACAACCCAACCCUUUGGAGAACUCUGUCAGCGCUCUCGUUGCUCCAGCCAAGCAGACGGAGGUGUGGAACGACAAGGUCAUCGUCGCCAAUCGAAUCCCCAAAGAGAAGCUGCAAGUCCAGGAGCUCAUAAGCCGCAGCACGUUCGGCGAGGUCUACUCCGGGAUGUACGAUCGCAGACGCGUCGCCGUCAAGAUGCUGCCGCCUCAGAUGCGCCUCGACGUCCAGCAAGUCAACGAUUUCCUGACGGAAGCCAAGCGCGCCGCCACCAUGAGGCACCCGCACAUCGUUUCAUUCAUCGGUGUGGCCUGGAGCGCUCUCUCGGACGCGUGUGUGGUCAUGGAGUACAUGGAUGGAGGCGACCUCCGCUCACUGCUCAACGACUAUGGAGCAACCCGUCAUCCUGUGGGCUUCGACAACGAGAAGGCCACUAUCGCGAUGCACGUGUGCCAGGCUCUGGCCUACAUGCACUCGCUGUCCACACCCAUGAUCCACCGCGACCUCAAGUCCCGCAACAUUCUCCUGAACCAGGCCAUGGAAGCCAAAUUGAUGGAUUUCGGCAUCUCGAGGGAGAAACUCGACGAAAUGGUGACGGCCGGCGUCGAAACUUCGUUGUGGAUCGCUCCUGAGGUGUUGAUGGGGAACAGCUACGGCGACAAGGCCGACAUCUUCUCGUUUGGGGUCGUGCUGUCGGAGCUAGACACACAUCAGCUACCGUACGCGAACGCAACAGCAGGAAGCAGUCAAAUGGCGUGCGCUGUGAUGCUUCAGGAGGUGGUCGCGGGGGCGCUGCAAGUUGAGUUCUCGCAGCAGGGUUCUCAGACCAUGGCGGAGCUUGGACGUGCGUGCACGUCUGUGGACCCGGACCGACGUCCCAAGGCGGCGGAGAUCUUGCACAUUUUGCAGGACGUUUUGAGUGAAGAGCUCCUCGAGUGCUCGUUGUGA
Messenger RNA from Phytophthora sojae, 2343 nucleotides. RefSeq lists its product as hypothetical. NCBI's taxonomy places the organism in Eukaryota, Oomycota, Peronosporomycetes, Peronosporales, Peronosporaceae. Gene Ontology annotation, molecular function: protein kinase activity; ATP binding. The coding region runs from base 1 to 2343 and encodes 780 amino acids. The transcript has a single exon. Gene Ontology annotation, biological process: protein phosphorylation. The record is from RefSeq and is a predicted model, not a curated record.